ACAUGAAAAACACCUUGAAAUAUAUCUUUAACUAUGGUUGUAUUGAUUAUCUAAUGGCUACUGAUAUAAUAAAAGGAUAGGAAUAAACUAUUAAAACUAAUCUAUCGUCUUUAGGAUGUCUUUAUAUGAAUAAUUAUACAGAGCAAUCCAUUUAAAUAAUAAACAAUGGAUUAAUUGAUAUUAGUUGUUGAAAAGAGA
This is a messenger RNA of Paramecium sonneborni, 198 nucleotides long. NCBI's taxonomy places the organism in Eukaryota, Ciliophora, Oligohymenophorea, Peniculida, Parameciidae. The record is from the annotation of a GenBank genome assembly.